AUGUUUAGUAGGUCCACGCUCUGCUUAAAAACGUCUGCAUCUUCCAUCGGGAGACUGCAACUGAGAUACUUUUCGCACCUUCCUAUGACGGUGCCUAUCAAGCUUCCAAAUGGAUUGGAAUAUGAACAACCAACAGGGUUGUUUAUCAAUAACAAGUUCGUUCCAUCGAAGCAGAACAAGACCUUCGAAGUCAUAAACCCUUCCACAGAAGAAGAAAUAUGUCACAUUUAUGAAGGUAGGGAAGAUGAUGUGGAAGAGGCCGUGCAGGCUGCCGACCGCGCCUUCACCAAUGGGUCCUGGUCAGGUAUUGAUCCUCUGAACAGGGGUAAGGCGUUGUACAGAUUGGCCGAAUUAAUUGAACAAGACAAGGAUGUCAUUGCUUCCAUUGAAACCUUGGACAAUGGUAAGGCUAUCUCAUCUGCCAGAGGCGAUGUCGAGUUAGUUAUCAACUACCUGAAGUCCUCUGCUGGCUUUGCUGAUAAAAUUGACGGUAGAAUGAUCGAUACUGGCAGAACACAUUUCUCAUACACUAAGAGACAACCACUGGGUGUUUGUGGGCAAAUUAUUCCUUGGAAUUUCCCAUUAUUGAUGUGGGCUUGGAAAAUCGCUCCCGCCUUGGUCACCGGUAACACCGUGGUGUUGAAAACUGCUGAAUCCACUCCAUUGUCCGCUCUGUACGUAUCCAAAUACAUACCUCAAGCAGGUAUUCCACCAGGUGUGGUCAACAUCGUGUCUGGGUUUGGUAAGAUCGUAGGUGAAGCCAUUACGAACCACCCAAAGAUCAAGAAGGUUGCCUUCACAGGGUCCACGGCUACGGGUAGACACAUUUAUCAAUCCGCAGCCGCAGGUCUGAAAAAAGUAACAUUAGAACUGGGUGGUAAAUCACCAAACAUUGUCUUCGCGGAUGCCGAAUUGAAAAAAGCCGUGCAAAACAUCAUUCUUGGUAUCUAUUACAAUUCUGGUGAAGUCUGCUGUGCGGGUUCAAGAGUGUACGUGGAGGAAUCUAUUUACGAUAAGUUCAUUGAGGAGUUCAAGGCUGCCUCCGAAUCCAUCAAAGUGGGUGACCCGUUCGAUGAAUCUACUUUCCAAGGUGCACAGACUUCUCAAAUGCAAUUAAACAAAAUUCUAAAAUACGUUGACAUCGGUAAGGGUGAAGGUGCCACCUUGAUUACCGGUGGUGAAAGAUUAGGCAGUAAGGGUUACUUCAUUAAGCCAACUGUUUUCGGUGAUGUUAAGGAAGACAUGAGAAUUGUCAAGGAGGAAAUCUUUGGUCCUGUUGUCACUGUUACCAAAUUCAAAUCUACAGAUGAGGUCAUUAACAUGGCAAACGACUCUGAAUAUGGGUUGGCUGCUGGUAUUCACACAUCUAAUAUCAACACCGCCUUAAAAGUGGCUGAUAGAGUAAAUGCAGGUACCGUUUGGAUAAACACUUAUAACGAUUUUCACCAUGCAGUUCCUUUCGGUGGGUUCAAUGCAUCUGGUUUGGGCAGGGAAAUGUCUGUUGACGCUUUACAGAACUAUUUGCAAGUUAAAGCCGUCCGUGCCAAGUUAGAAGAGUAG
Messenger RNA from Saccharomyces mikatae IFO 1815, 1560 nucleotides. It is a transcript of the gene ALD4, whose product is annotated as aldehyde dehydrogenase (NADP(+)) ALD4. Lineage: Eukaryota; Fungi; Ascomycota; Saccharomycetes; Saccharomycetales; Saccharomycetaceae. The record is from RefSeq and is a predicted model, not a curated record. The transcript has a single exon. Bases 1 to 1560 code for a protein of 519 amino acids. Gene Ontology annotation, molecular function: aldehyde dehydrogenase (NAD+) activity.